Molecule: messenger RNA, 2283 nt
Organism: Gekko japonicus
Lineage: Eukaryota; Metazoa; Chordata; Lepidosauria; Squamata; Gekkonidae
Gene: KCNMA1
Product: potassium channel, calcium activated large conductance subfamily M alpha, member 1
Exons: 22
Coding region: 1-2283 (760 amino acids)
Biological process (GO): potassium ion transport; transmembrane transport
Cellular component (GO): postsynaptic membrane
Molecular function (GO): large conductance calcium-activated potassium channel activity
Source: RefSeq, a predicted model, not a curated record
AUGGCAACCAAGAAUUAUCUUCAGGUUGUCUUAGUCUUCGCUCUUAGUAUUGGUGCUCUUGUAAUAUACUUCAUAGAUUCGUCAAACCCAAUAGAAUCUUGCCAGAAUUUCUAUAAAGAUUUCACGUUACAGAUCGACAUGGCUUUCAACGUGUUCUUCCUACUCUACUUUGGCUUGCGGUUCAUCGCAGCCAACGACAAGCUUUGGUUCUGGCUGGAAGUAAACUCAGUGGUAGACUUCUUCACAGUCCCUCCAGUGUUCGUUUCAGUGUAUCUAAACAGAAGUUGGCUGGGUUUAAGAUUUUUACGAGCGCUUAGGCUGAUACAGUUCUCAGAAAUUUUGCAGUUUCUGAAUAUCCUUAAAACAAGUAAUUCCAUCAAGUUGGUGAAUCUGUGCUCUAUAUUUAUCAGCACGUGGCUGACAGCGGCUGGAUUUAUACAUUUGGUGGAGAACUCAGGGGAUCCAUGGGAAGACUUCAGAAACAACCAAGCGCUUACUUAUUGGGAAUGUGUUUAUUUACUGAUGGUCACAAUGUCCACUGUUGGUUACGGAGACGUUUAUGCAAAAACAACCCUCGGUCGCCUUUUCAUGGUCUUCUUCAUCCUCGGUGGAUUGGCCAUGUUUGCCAGCUACGUCCCCGAAAUCAUAGAGUUAAUAGGAAACCGCAAGAAAUAUGGUGGUUCCUAUAGUGCGGUUAGUGGAAGAAAGCACAUAGUUGUCUGUGGUCACAUCACAUUGGAAAGUGUCUCCAACUUCCUGAAGGACUUCCUACACAAGGACAGGGAUGAUGUCAACGUGGAGAUCGUCUUUCUGCAUAAUAUCUCCCCUAACCUUGAGUUGGAAGCUCUUUUUAAACGACACUUCACUCAGGUGGAAUUUUUUCAGGGUUCAGUUCUCAAUCCGCAUGACCUGGCUAGAGUAAAGAUAGAGUCAGCAGACGCGUGCCUCAUCCUUGCCAACAAAUACUGCCCAGACCCGGAUGCGGAAGACGCCUCCAAUAUUAUGAGAGUAAUUUCCAUCAAGAAUUACCAUCCGAAAAUAAGAAUAAUCACCCAGAUGCUGCAGUAUCACAACAAGGCCCAUCUGCUCAAUAUCCCUAGCUGGAACUGGAAAGAAGGGGAUGAUGCGAUUUGCCUUGCAGAGCUGAAGCUGGGCUUCAUCGCCCAGAGCUGCCUGGCCCCGGGCCUCUCCACCAUGCUGGCCAACCUCUUCUCCAUGAGGUCAUUCAUCAAGAUCGAGGAGGAUACAUGGCAGAAAUACUACCUGGAGGGAGUCGCGAACGAAAUGUAUACAGAGUAUCUUUCUAGUGCCUUUGUCGGCUUGUCCUUCCCUGCUGUUUGUGAACUUGUCUUUGCGAAGCUGAGGCUCUUAAUGAUAGCCAUAGAAUAUAAGUCGGAAAAACGGGAAAGCAGUAUAUUAAUCAAUCCUGGAAACCAAGUGAAGAUUCAAGAGGGUACCUUAGGAUUCUUCAUUGCAAGCGACGCCAAAGAAGUAAAAAGGGCAUUUUUUUACUGCAAGGCCUGUCAUGAUGACAUCACAGAUCCCAAAAGGAUAAAAAAGUGUGGCUGCAAACGACUUGAAGACGAGCAGCCCUCGACGCUGUCACCGAAAAAGAAGCAACGAAAUGGAGGCAUGAGGAAUUCACCCAACUCCUCGCCCAAGAUGUCUAGACAUGACCCCUUAUUAAUACCGGGCAACGAACAAGUUGACAACAUGGAUUGCAGUGUGAAAAAAUACGACUCCACGGGCAUGUUCCAUUGGUGUACAUCCAAGGAUAUUGAAAAGGUUAUUUUGACCCGAAGCGAAGCAGCCAUGACGGUGUUGAGCGGACACGUGGUCGUGUGCAUAUUUGGGGACGUGACCUCAGCCCUGAUCGGAUUGCGAAACUUUGUGAUGCCGCUGCGAGCCAGCAACUUCCACUACCAUGAGCUCAAGCACAUCGUGUUUGUGGGCUCUCUCGAAUACCUGAGGAGAGAAUGGGAGACGCUGCAUAAUUUCCCCAAGAUCUCCAUCUUGCCCGGUACACCAUUAAGUCGAGCUGAUUUAAGGGCUGUCAACAUCAACCUCUGCGACAUGUGCGUAAUCCUGUCAGCCAAUCAGAAUAAUAUUGAUGAUUCCUCACUGCAGGACAAGGAAUGCAUCUUGGCGUCACUCAACAUCAAGUCUAUGCAGUUUGAUGACAGCAUCGGGGUCUUGCAGGCUAAUUCCCAAGAGCCCUACAUCACCAUUGUCGCCGAACCCAUUGGGAAGCUUGGGUCUAGACACUUGGCCUACCAAUUCUAA